AAUCCCGAGGGACGUAAGUCCCGAGGGAUUGUUGCGUUGCCCGAGGUGGUUAAAAUCCAAUAACUCACAAGAUAGAUAAUUAAUUUUAUUUCAUACUGCAUGAAAUAUAAAAACCAAAUUGUUUUGGUUUUCAGAACAAAACGAAUUAUCUUUAUUAAGAAUUAAGUAGGCAUGGUUGCCAUGGAAAUGUCACUGACAACAUUGUAGAUAUUUGUCAUAUCGUGUUUCUCAUCAUAUUCAAAUUUGUGAAAAUGAAUGCAAACUCAGAGAGAAUUGAGAUUUCAAGAGAUUUGUUGGAAAAGGCUGAAAAAGCUCGUUCCGUACUACUACUGACAAAGUCGGAACUUAAGUACAAAAAGGAAUAUGACAAAUUUCUGCAGUGGAUGGAAGUUAACCGUAUGGAUAGUAAAAACACGAGUGAAACUGUAAUGUUGGCGUAUUUUCAAGAGAUGUCUGAAUUGUAUAGUCCUAAUUCGCUGUGGACUAAGUGGUCAAUGCUAAAAUUGAUGAUGAGAAUACAUGAUGACAUAGAUGGAAGUAAAUUUCACGAAUUGGAAGCGUUUCUCAAACGCAAAAGUAAAGGCUAUGAGCCAAAAAAGUCUAAAGUGUUUAGUCGGGAAGAUAUUGUCAAAUUUUUGAAGAAUGCGUCUGAUCAAAAAUACUUACUUCAUAAGGUAGUUUUGAUUAUGGGUUAUUUCGGGGGCUGUAGAUGUCAAGAACUUUUGAAUAUGAAAAUUAAUCACAUCGAAGAUAGGGGCUCUGUUAUGGUGGUUGACAUUCCGGAAAGUAAAACAGAUAUUCGUAAGAGAUUUACUAUUGUGGAAGAAAACGAGUGCUCUGCAUUGAGUCUAGUGAGGAAGUAUAUGCUUCUACGUCCAUCGGGCCCGGAAAGAUUUUUUCUAACGUAUCGAGGAAAACGUUGCUCAGUUCAACCGGUUGGAAAAAAUACAUUCGGGAAAAUUCCAAGCAAAAUUGCUAGUUUUUUGGAAUUGUCGAAUCCAGAAGCAUUCACAGGACAUUGUCUGCGAAGGACUUCUGCGACUGCCUUGGUCAAUGCAGGAGCAAAUAUGACAACAUUGAAGAGACAUGGUGGAUGGCGAAGUUCAACGGUGGCAGAAGGGUAUUUGGCCGACAGCAUGGAAUUGAAAAACAAAACUGCAAGAAUGUUAGCUGGCAUGUCAGAUGAAAGAAGGGAAACAACUUCAUGUUUGAAUACAGUCAUUAACAGUGACAACCGUUUAAUAGAAAAUCCUUGCAAUUCGGGUAACAACUUUAAUGGUAAAUUCGACAAAUGUCGGUUUAUUUUUGUGAACACUUUAGAGGGAGUUAAAGAUCUAUAACUGCCCUGUUUAACU
Molecule: messenger RNA, 1355 nt
Organism: Harmonia axyridis
Lineage: Eukaryota; Metazoa; Arthropoda; Insecta; Coleoptera; Coccinellidae
Exons: 3
Coding region: 252-1340 (362 amino acids)
Biological process (GO): DNA integration; DNA recombination
Molecular function (GO): DNA binding
Source: RefSeq, a predicted model, not a curated record